This is a messenger RNA of Bufo bufo (common toad), 1620 nucleotides long. RefSeq names its product netrin G1 (gene NTNG1). The record is from RefSeq and is a predicted model, not a curated record. NCBI's taxonomy places the organism in Eukaryota, Metazoa, Chordata, Amphibia, Anura, Bufonidae. Bases 1 to 1620 code for a protein of 539 amino acids. The transcript is spliced from 9 exons. Gene Ontology annotation, molecular function: cell-cell adhesion mediator activity.
AUGUACCUGUUCCUGGUGCUCAAUCUCAACACCCUAUGGGUGGCGUUCUCCAUAGCAAUGCAGCAUGGACACUACGAUAUGUGCAAGACGCAGACAAAAUCGGACGAAGGCAUAGUGUGGGAAUAUAUGGCUUGUCAACCAGAACCUAAGGACAUGACACAAUAUCUGAAAGUUAGACUUGAUCCUCCAAACAGUACCUGUGGAGACCCUCCAGAGCCCUUCUGUGCAACGGGCAAUCCUUACAUGUGCAACAAUGAAUGUGAUGUCAGCACAAAAGAGCUCGCCCAUCCUACUGAACUCAUGUUUGAUGCUGAAGGCAGAAAUCCCAGCACUUUUUGGCAGUCUGUGACAUGGAAGAACUAUCCCACCCCCCUACAGAUCAAUAUAACAUUGUCUUGGAACAAGACCAUUGAGCUCACCCAAAACAUAGCAAUUAUCUUUGAGUCUGGAAGACCUGAGAAGAUGAUCUUAGAAAAAUCUCUGGAUUAUGGUGUAACAUGGCAACCCUACCAGUUUUAUGCUGCUGAUUGCCUGGAUGCUUUUAGAAUGGAACCUAAAUCAGUGAAAGACUUGACUGCAAAUACCGUCUUAGACAUUAUAUGCACAGAAGAAUAUUCCACAAGUUAUGCAGCACAUGCUAAAGCAAUGUAUUUUGAAAUAAAAGAUCGGUUUGCAAUAUUUGCUGGACCACGCCUUCAUAAUAUGGCUUCACUCUACAGUCAACUGGACACCACCAAAAACUUGCGGGAUUUCUUCACGGUGACUGAUUUAAGGAUAAGACUUCUUAAGCCGGCUACAGGAGCCACUUUUGUUGAUGAAAGAAAUUUAGGAAGAUACUUCUAUGCUAUAUCAGAUAUCAAGAUAUAUGGCAGGUGUAAAUGUAAUCUACAUGCCAACAGCUGUACCUUCACAAACCACCGUCUAGCCUGUGAUUGUGAACACAACACCACUGGACAGGACUGUGAACGGUGUAAGAAGAACUAUCAAGGACAAGCAUGGAGCCCCGGCUCCUACCUUACAAUUCCCAAGGGUACUGCCAAUAUUUGUGUAUCCAACUUGCCCAGCACCGUUCAGGACAAAAAACGGAAGCAGCCCAUCACUUCAGCGCCUGCAAACUUUGAUAGGAUAAAGACGAAUGCUUCUUUCCUAGAUGUUGCAAACCGAAAGCAAGUUUUUUCCAAAGUAGCCCACUCUACUGUGCCACCAGCUCGAGUAUCGAGUCACAAGAGAGAUUGCUAUUGCUACGGGCACUCCAACCGCUGCACUUACAUCGAGAUUGUAAACACGGCGGUCUGCGUGGGCUGCAGACACAACACUCGUGGUCAGCAUUGUGAGAAGUGCAAGAAAGGCUUCCACAGAAAUGGGUCUGCCAAACUGGAUGAUGUAAAUGUAUGCCUAGCAAAUGUCUGCGACAAUGAGUUGACUCGUUGUCAAAACGGUGGAGUUUGCCACAAUAAUAUGAAGUGCCAAUGUCUUCCUGGCUACACGGGCAUAUGGUGUGAGAAUCAGAAGUGUGAGGACACCGGAGGAUGUUCUUCUUCUAAAUCUGGACAAGAAUCUAUAACCCAUAACUUGUAUCUGACCACUAUGAUCAUUGUAGCUUGGCUCUGCACUUUGUAA